AGCGUAAUUAUUAUUCAGGAGCAAACCAUCACCAUUGGUAGGUUAUGCAGCACCGACCUAUUUAGUAUUCAUGAGCGAUUCCCUUCGACGUAUAGGACUCCUGAUUUCGAGGCGAGUCACAAAGUUUCGGAGGAAAGCGUUUGCAGAAGAUCCAGACACGAUGAGCGCUGGAUAUGCAACAUAGCGAUAUUUUGCGCUUCUGUAAGCCUACAGUAGAGAAUGGAUAAGCGACCGACCUCACCACAGUCAAACGCUGAAACUCCCGACAGUCCCACAGGGGCUCAUGUUGAAUGGUGCAAACAACUGAUUGCAGCCACAAUGUCAAGUCAGAUCUCUGGACCCAUCAGCUCAGAGAUGAUUUCCAGAGAUUAUAAGGACUGUGAUGUGGAGGUUAAAGGAUUUCUCUUGGACAGUGACCCUCAGCAGACUGCUCCUUCUUCGACACUCAGAGAAGGAAAUAAGCAGGCUCAGAUGGAAGAGGCUCCACGUGUUCCUGGAGAAACCAUUAAAGCUAUUGUCAAAGAUGUGAUGUAUAUUUGUCCGUUCUCUGGGGUCGUGAGGGGGACUCUAACCAUCACUGACUACAAGCUCUUCUUUAAAAGCCUGACACGGGAUCCUCCGUUUGUGCUGGAUGUGAAUCUUGGAGCCAUUAGCAGACUGGAGUCUAUCGCCGUUCAGAGUCACGGAGACAACACUCAAGGACUUGAGAUAGUUUGCAAGGACUUGAGAAACCCCCGGUUUGCGUACAAGAAGGAAGGUCAGAGCAAUUCGGAGGUGUUUGAAACACUUUCAAAGUACGCAUUCCCGCUCUCCCACAACCUGCCUCUCUUUGCCUUUAAGUACCGGGAGAUGUUUCCAGAAGAUGGCUGGAAGAUCUACGACCCAGUCGUUGAGUAUAAGAGGCAGGGUCUUCCGAACGAGAGCUGGAUCAUCAGUAAAGUCAACAGCAGUUAUGAGCUGUGCGAGACAUAUCCCGCUCUGCUGGUCCUUCCCUCAAACGUCACAGAGGACGAACUGAAGAGAGUGGCGGCCUUUAGGGCCAAACGCCGUUUGCCAGUGCUGUCCUGGAUUCACCCUGAGAGUCAGGCCGCUAUCGUGCGCUGCGGUCAGCCGCAGGUGGGUCCAUCAGACCGCCGCUGCAGGGACGACGAGCGCUACCUGCAGACCAUUCUCGACGCCAACGCUCAGUCUCACAAACUCUGCAUCUUUGAUGCUCGCCAAAGCACUGUGGCUGACACUAACAAGGCCAAAGAUGGAGGAUAUGAGAAUGAGAGUCUCUAUAUCAAUGUGGAGCUGAACUUUCUGGAGAUCCCCAACAUGCACGUGAUGAGAGAAUCCCUGAGGAAGCUGAAGGAGGUGGUGUAUCCUGCCAUCGACCAGCAGCGCUGGUUCUCAUCUGUGGACUCUACGCACUGGCUGGAGUACAUCAGGCUCUUGCUAGCAGGUGCGGUGCGCAUCGCAGACCGUCUGGAGUCGGGGAAGACGUCAGUGGUGGUGCACUGCAGCGACGGCUGGGACCGCACGGCUCAGCUCACCUCUCUGGCCAUGCUCAUGCUGGACGCACACUACCGCUCGCUCAGGGGCUUCCAGGUGCUUCUGGAGAAGGAGUGGCUGAGUUUCGGACACCGCUUUGCCUCGCGAGUGGGACACGGAGAUGGGAACCAUGCAAACUCGGAGCGCUCCCCUCUCUUUGUGCAGUUCAUCGACUGUGUCUGGCAAAUGACCCGGCAGUUUCCCUCUGCAUUUGAAUUCAAUGAGCUGUUUCUCAUCACGGUGCUUGAUCACCUGUACAGCUGCCUGUUUGGGACGUUUCUUUACAACAGUGAGCAAGAACGGGUCGCAAAGGAGAUGUACAGCAAGACCGUGUCUCUGUGGUCAUAUGUGAACAGCCAGCUUGAGGAGUUUACUAACCCGCUGUAUGUGAACUACGAGCACCAUGUUUUAUAUCCAGUAGCCAGUCUGAGGCAUCUAGAGCUUUGGGUCAGUUAUUAUGUGCGCUGGAACCCUCGCAUGAGGCCACAGGUUCCUGUUCAUCAGAGUCUGAAGGAGUUGUUGGUCCUGAAGUCAGAGUUGCAGAAGAAAGUGGAUGAGUUAAAACGUGAUGCAGCUUCAUCACAUUCUCUCUCCUCUUCCUCAGAGCAUGAAGGCAUGCCCAUGCAGACUACUGUCUGAGCUUAUCUUAUUAACUUGGUAAAUACUGACAUUAAAAUCAAUGAUAUUUGUUCUGAUCUCUGUCGUCACAGUUAGGUUAACAAUAAUGUUUACAUAUGUUUGAUAAUAUCCUAGUGUAAUCCUUGGGAUAAUAACCACUAUGUGGUCACUGGUGCCCCCUAAAUGCCAUAAAACCUCUGGCCACAUCACAUAGCACUACAGUUCAACAGUCAUUGUCUAUAGAGUUUUCUGUGCAUUGCUUUGUGAAAGCUGUUUAGAUUUAUAUAACAUAUUUUUGGGUGAUUUUAACAUCUGUGUUUUAUCGAGAGCUGCGUAUAUUGAAAAGCCUAUUUCAAGAAAUCGUGGUCAAAUUGUGUCAUCAACAAUAAUAAGUAUUCAGAACUAAACAUCACUCUACAGAAAAUGCCUGAAUAUUCUAGUGACUUUGGCAAAAAAAAUAUUGCUCUUAUAUUGCAUACAAUAAUAACUCCACAACACUAAUUGAAAUGUAACAUAAUUUAAAAUCAUGCGUAAUAUAAAAUGUAUGCAUAACUUUGCUCUCUGGAAGUAAAUGACAUAUUUGUGUACAUAAA
Carassius gibelio (silver crucian carp) is the source of this 2744-nucleotide messenger RNA. RefSeq names its product myotubularin-related protein 1. Gene Ontology annotation, biological process: dephosphorylation. The record is from RefSeq and is a predicted model, not a curated record. The coding region runs from base 220 to 2172 and encodes 650 amino acids. NCBI's taxonomy places the organism in Eukaryota, Metazoa, Chordata, Actinopteri, Cypriniformes, Cyprinidae. The transcript is spliced from 16 exons. Gene Ontology annotation, molecular function: phosphatidylinositol-3,5-bisphosphate 3-phosphatase activity.